AUGCCGGGGGCCAGCAUGACCGCGGUGCGAGGAGCCAGCUCCCCCGGUGUGCCCCCGAAACAGAACGGACUCCCGGCGCCGAGCCCCCCGCAGCCCGGGGACAACUUUCCCCAUCCCGCACCCGAGGACCCCCCGCUGUCCUCCGCCGGAGAGCUCACCCAGACCUGGGUCCACUUCGCCAAGACCUUCGUUCUGAUCUUCCCCAUCUACGCCCUGGGCUAUUUCGAGUUCAGCUUCAGCUGGCUGCUGAUUGGACUUGUGGUGUUUUUCUGGUGGAGGAGGAACACGGGGGGGAAACUGGGGAGACUCAACCGGGCUCUGGCGUUCUUCGACCAGGAGGAGAGAGGUGUCAAGCCCAGCCUGACGACCUCUGAUCUACCACCAUGGGUGCACUUCCCAGACGUGGAGCGAGUGGAGUGGCUGAACAAGACGGUGAAACAGAUGUGGCCCUACAUCUGCCAGUUCGUGGAGAAGCUGUUCCGCGAGACCAUCGAGCCGGCGGUGAAGGAGUCCAACGCCCACCUCAGCACCUUCUGCUUCAGCAAAAUCGACAUGGGAGAAAAACCAGUGAGGGUCAACGGGGUCAAGGUUUACACCGAGAAUGUGGAUAAGCGACAGAUCAUCAUGGAUCUACAGAUAAGCUUUGUUGGCAACACGGAGAUAGAUGUGGACAUCAAACGUUACUACUGCAAAGCCGGAAUCAAGAGCAUCCAGAUCCACGGCGUGUUGAGAGUGGUGAUGGAGCCGUUGCUGGGUGACAUGCCCCUCGUCGGAGCUCUGUCUCUGUUCUUCCUCAAGAAACCACUUCUGGACAUAAACUGGACCGGCCUCAGUAAUCUACUGGAUAUUCCAGGGCUCAAUGGCCUCUCCGACAGUCUCAUUCAAGAUAUAAUCUACAGUUAUUUAGUUUUACCCAACCGUGUCACCAUCCCUCUGGUCGGGGAUGUGGAACUGGCCAAGCUGCGCUUCCCCAUGCCAAAGGGAGUCCUGAGGAUCCACUUCUUGGAGGCUCAGGAUCUGGAAGGGAAGGAUAAAUUUCUGGGAGGGCUGAUCAAGGGCAAGUCGGACCCGUACGGCAUCGUGCAGAUCGGCAACCAGCUGUUCCAGAGCAAAACCGUCAAGGAGUGCCUCCAUCCCAAGUGGAAUGAAGUUUACGAGGCACUGGUGUACGAGCACUCUGGUCAACAUCUUGAGAUCGAGCUGUUUGAUGAAGAUCCAGACAAAGACGACUUCCUGGGAAGCCUCAUGAUCGAUAUGACUGAGCUUCACAAAGAACAGAAGGUUGAUGAGUGGUUUGACCUGGAAGAAGCUCCCACGGGGAAGCUCCACUUAAAACUAGAGUGGCUGUCACUGCUCUCCACUACUGAGAAGUUGGACCAGGUGUUGCGGAGCGUGCGGGCAGACAGAAGCCUGGCCAAUGACGGGCUGUCAUCAGCACUGCUGGUGGUCUAUCUGGACUCGGCAAAGAACCUGCCAAGUGUCUUCACAGGCAGCUUAGGCUGCGGGAACUUGAGUGAGAGGAGAGCAUCUGGCCUCGUCUUUUGCGAGAGCAAUACUUCGGCGUAUAGAACAAUAUUCUCUGGGAAGAAGAGCAGCGCCGAGCCCAGUCCGUACGUCCAGUUCACCGUCGGACACAAGUCUCUGGAGAGUAAGAUCCGCUACAAGACCAAGGAGCCUCUGUGGGAAGAUUGUUUCUCGUUCCUCGUCCACAAUCCCAGGAGGCAGGAGCUGGAGGUGGAGGUUAAGGAUGACAAGCACAAAUGCACGCUGGGUAACUUGACUGUGCCUUUGAGCAGCCUCCUGGUGGAGGAGGACAUGACGCUGACUCAGUGCUUUUCUCUCAAGAACUCGGGGCCCAGCUCCACCAUCAAACUGAAAAUGGCUCUGAGGAUCCUGUCCCUUGAGAAACAGGUUUCCUCCGACCAGCCUUCCUUCGUCCAGGUGAGGAAAUCCAGCGCACCCCAGCCGCAGCCGCAGCCGCAGCCGCAGCCGACCACAGCUCCCAUCAAAAGACGCUCGGCCUCAGACUCCCCGCUGCCUCCGCCCACACCUCCCCCUCCCCACAUCAACACUUCCACCCUCACCCUGCAGCACAGGGACGGCGAGCCGUACGCCGCCAGCCCUCGUCGCAGCGUCUCCAACCUGAGCAGCUGCAUGUCCAGCUCCCAGAAGCACCUGCCUCACAAGGAGUCCACACAGAGCGUGGCCUCGGACAUCUCGCUGCCCUUCGCCACGUUGGAGCUACAGCAACGGCUUCGUCAGCUGCAGAACGGCUCGGCCGUGGGCCAGCACCCGCUGGGUGAGGUCCAGCUGACUGUUCGACACAGCUCCCAGAGGAACAAGCUGAUUGUGGUGGUGCACGCCUGCCGUAACUUGAUAGCCUUCACCAAAGACGGCUCCGAUCCCUUCAUCCGUCUCUAUCUGCUGCCGGACAAGAGCCGGACGGGCAGGAGGAAGACCAGCCCGAUGAAGAGGACCCUACACCCUGUUUACGAUCAAACGUUUGAGUUUAGUGUAUCUAUGGUGGAGCUGCACAGGAGAACUCUGGAUGUUGCGGUGAAGAACGGAGGAAGCAUCCUGUCCAAACACAAAGGGCUCUUAGGAAAGGUGUUGGUAGAUUUAAGUGGCGAGGAUAUAGCAAGAGGAUGGACGCAAUGGUAUAGUUUAAGUGAAGACGGAUCGUCAUCUCAAGGCCCAACAAGCAUUCAAGACUCUCUCCUCACAUUGUGA
This is a messenger RNA of Limanda limanda (common dab), 2730 nucleotides long. RefSeq names its product extended synaptotagmin-like protein 2b (gene esyt2b). The transcript has 23 exons. Lineage: Eukaryota; Metazoa; Chordata; Actinopteri; Pleuronectiformes; Pleuronectidae. Bases 1 to 2730 code for a protein of 909 amino acids. Gene Ontology annotation, molecular function: lipid binding. The record is from RefSeq and is a predicted model, not a curated record. Gene Ontology annotation, biological process: lipid transport.